This is a messenger RNA of Homalodisca vitripennis (glassy-winged sharpshooter), 2580 nucleotides long. RefSeq lists its product as uncharacterized. NCBI's taxonomy places the organism in Eukaryota, Metazoa, Arthropoda, Insecta, Hemiptera, Cicadellidae. The coding region runs from base 82 to 2580 and encodes 832 amino acids. The transcript is spliced from 3 exons. The record is from RefSeq and is a predicted model, not a curated record.
UUGAGGUUAAAGUUGAUAUUUCUGGUUAAAUGAUACAAAAAUACAGAAGGUUUUUAGUACAAAGUUAUAACAAAAGGAACAAUGCUGACUUCAAGUGAUCAAAAGCAAUAUAAAGCAUUUGUAAAAAAGUUGGAUAAUGGAUUUGGAUUGAAAAUGAUAAAUACAAGUAAUGGCAUUGAAAAUGUUCUGAUAAUAACUUCAGACUCAGUUCUACAGCCUAAUAAUAAAUCCACAGUAAAUUCCCAGAAUUCAACACUGAUGCCCAUUUUGAGUAAAUUCAGUCAAGAAACUGUACGUUCAGAGCCGAUAGCAAGUUUUACAAAUAGUAAUCUUGCUAUAAACAGAAUCCUGACUCACCUUGAACCAUACUUGAAGGAAUUAAAACCUGACAUUGCUGGCUUUCAUGUUUUCGAAAAAGAUAUCUCAAAUUCAGAACCAAAUACUCAGAAAGCUAGUGUCAUUGUAGUAGCUAACACAAAACUGGCACGAGAGAAAGGUGUAAACAUCAAUAUCCCAGGAAAAUUAAUGAGAGUUCUUGGGAAAGAUAAGAAGAAUAAUACUCCGUUUGAAGCUGAUUCACUGGUUAAACCAGUAACAAUAAUUGUUGGAGAUUACAUAAUAAACAUUAAUAUUUGCUAUGAUGUGCCAGUGACAGGCUGCAAGACAACAGGAACACAAACUCGGAGAGGACUUUUGUUUGCGAGUUCUGCUGACGAUGACACUGUCUAUAACAUAGAGCCUUUGUUUUAUGUUCCUACACAGACUGAACAUAAAGAAAGUCAAACUGAGAGUAGUGUUUCCCAAACAAAAUGCAUACAAACAGAAAGAAAUAUUUUGACAUCACAAACUGUUCAAACUCUCUCUGUCAUGCUUGUUAAUGAUUGUUCAACUCAGACAGAAUCAGUUAUGGAAAGAUGUUCUCAAGAAUCAGUUCAAGGCAUUGAGAGUGCUGAUGCCAAUGCAAUCAUAGAGUCUUUCUACUUGCCCAAUGUCAAACCUGGUUUAGACAAUAAUAUUGACACCAAUUACCAAUUAAUUUCAAAAAGAUCAAAGCAGUCAGUAACAAAUGCUAAAUCUUUUAGUUCUUUGUAUACUUUUAAUAGUCAUACAAAGUUUAUGUUUGACACUUUUAAUAGUCAUACAAAGUUUAAUGAGGGCAAAAGCAGUCUUGAUACUUCUGUUAGCCGUAGCCAAACUCAAAACUCUUACAGUUCUGUACCAGCGAGUAGUGUCUACAAUUUGACUACGUCAAUGGGAACUUUAACUGAUGACAUUGACAAACAAAACAAUACAACAGAAAACCCAGAAACAAAAACAACUAUUAUUUUUGAAAACUUUCCUGAAAAUAUAACUCCAGAUGGGAGUAAUGAUUAUUUACAAAUUGGAACUGACACAAGCAGUUUUGAUACUAUGCAUCAGCACAGUUCAACAAAAUUAGAACCAAACAUUUUACAUACAGAAAAAGGAAAAAUGAGAAUUAGUGCAGGAAAUAACAGUAAAUACAUGGGUGGAAGUAAAUCAAACAUUUCUAUUAAAGAAAUAAAAGAACAUUUGAAUCAAACAACCCUUUCCCUAUACCAGUUAUACUCAGUUGUUGAAUUUAUUGAAGAUUUAUCAACAAAACCACCAGGUGAAAAUGUAGAUUUCAUACGCAAGGAAAAUACCACAGGAAAAUUGUGUUCACAGAAUGUAAAUCUGACAAACUGUACUGAAACGAUUACUGGUGAGAGUUUGGAGACUAAGGCAGUUUUAGAAAACCAACCACCACAAGAUACUUUGUGUGAUCGCUGUGGUUUAUUUUUCCUGAUAACAAUGCAUCAUGAAUGUAUUAAAGAUCAUCAAAUAACUGAUGGUAAAUGUUUUAAUUACACCGAUACAGAUUACAAGUUUGUUGACAACCCAAAAGAAAACCACAUGUCAUGUCAUCAUGUUUGUAUAGACAUUACAAGUAUAUCUUCAGAAACAAACUUGAGCAAAUCAAAUAAACAUGAUACUACUUGUAGUGCCCCUCACUGUUUAACUAAUACAAUAUUGAAUACAGGUGAUACGAAAUUAAGUAAUUCACUGAUAUUUUACAACACAAAAUAUGAAUCUACGUCUAAAAGUAGUCAUGAAACUAACUUCAAAUCAAAUCCAACUCAUAUAGAAGAAAAGAAGGAAAACCAUACUUAUAAUGUUGAUCAAAAUGAUGGUAACUUGAACAAGUUUAUAAACAACAUGAUAAAAGAGCCAAAUAUCUGCAAUGAAACAGGUUUGGCUGACAAAAUACAUAAAAGUAAGAAAAAAAUGCAAUGUAACAAUUUUCAUCAAAAUGAGCACAGAAACAAUAACAUAACUGAACACAAUGCAGAGGAAUUAUUAUUAGUGAUGCCCCUUUCAAAAGAUAAGGACAUUACGGUAUACGAAGAUACCUUAGCUUCAUCUCAGAAAAGACAAAUUAAGUUUACAGAUAUAUCAAAAUCUAUGAAUAACUUACCCAAUGCCACAGCAAUAAAUGGAAUUCGUGAAAAGAGAAAUAACAGUUCUACCACAUCACAUAUGUUUAAUGCCAAGGAGUACAGUACAGAAAGUAGCUAUUAA